AUGUGCCUACUAUCACAGCAACUCGAGAAAGCGGACCAGGAGCGAUUCGAGCUUCAAAAGCAGCUCAAGGCUCUGGAGUCGGGCUCGGCGUUGGCGGCGCAGAAGGCCGCCCACGAACAGAUCAUCAAGAAUCUCCAGCGCGAGAACGCCAUGAUCUCCACGGCAUGGUACGACCUCACGAGCCGGCUACAGAGCAACCACGUCGUCCUGCAGAGGAAGGACCAGCCCAAAAGCUGGCUGAACAAGCAGAGGCAGAUGGUGAAUGGUAAGGAGGACCCCUUCUCCUGCACCGGCCACGCCCCGAAGGUAGCAGCUUCCAGGCUUGUAGGAAAUCCUGGCGGGAGGGUUCCGGGCGCGCCUUACGGCCUCGCACGCGGGCGACGUCUGGACCUUGCUGGCGGCCGCGCAACCGCCGCCGCCGCCGCGGCGCCCGUGCACGAGCGUGAGCGGCACGUCCCUCUUCUCUUCUCUUACUCCUUUUUCCUUCCGCCUUUUUUCCUUGCGUAUUAUAGUCACGACAUCGACGGCUCAAGAUCAUCAUACAACCACUGCUGGCAGUCAAAGCGGUAG
Molecule: messenger RNA, 570 nt
Organism: Diaporthe citri
Lineage: Eukaryota; Fungi; Ascomycota; Sordariomycetes; Diaporthales; Diaporthaceae
Exons: 4
Coding region: 1-570 (189 amino acids)
Source: RefSeq, a predicted model, not a curated record